UUUUCUUUGCUUCUGCAGGGCAGCCAGCCAGUGCUCUCCGUCUUUCCAAACGGGCAGCACGCAAAACUUGCUCUCAGCCGCGGAACUGUCUGUCGGAUCUCAAACCAGAAGCAAUGACUACGCUGAAUCAACACUACGAGGAGAAGGUGCGACCCUGCAUCGACCUGAUCGACUCCCUGCGCUCUCUGGGGGUGGAGAAGGACCUGGCGCUGCCUGCCAUAGCCGUGAUAGGGGACCAGAGCUCCGGGAAGAGUUCGGUGCUGGAGGCGCUGUCCGGGGUGGCGCUGCCGAGAGGAAGCGGCAUCGUCACAAGAUGUCCUCUCGAGCUGAAGAUGAAGAGAAGGAAAGAAGGCCAGGAUUGGUAUGGAAAGAUUAGUUACCAAGAAUUUGAGGAGGAGCUAAAUGAUCCUGCAGUUGUGGAGAAAAAAAUUAGAGAAGCACAGGAUGAAAUGGCCGGAGUCGGAGUGGGGAUUUGCGAUGACCUCAUCACUCUGGAAAUUGCUUCCCCGGAAGUGCCGGACCUGACUCUCAUCGACCUUCCUGGCAUCGCCAGGGUGGCUGUAAAGGGACAACCAGAAAACAUCGGUGAUCAGAUAAAGCGACUCAUCGAAAAGUUUAUUAGAAAACAAGAAACCAUCAGUUUGGUGGUGGUUCCAUCCAAUGUGGACAUCGCGACCACAGAGGCUUUGAAGAUGGCUCAACAGGUUGAUCCUGAUGGAGAGAGGACUCUGGGUAUUUUGACCAAACCUGACUUGGUGGACAAAGGCACGGAAGAGACAGUGGUGGAAAUAGUCAACAACGAAGUCAUCCAGCUGAAGAAAGGCUACAUGAUCGUCAAAUGCAGAGGCCAGAAGGAGAUCACAGAGAAGGUGUCUCUGUCUGAAGCCAUUGAGAGAGAGAAAGACUUCUUUAAAAAUCACCCCUAUUUCCACACUUUGUACAACAAAGAACUUGCAACCAUUCCCGUUCUGGCGGAGAAACUUACUCUAGAGCUGGUGCAUCACAUCGAGAAAUCUCUCCCAAGACUGGAAGAGCAGAUAGACGAGAAGCUGAAGCAGACUCAGAUGGAGCUCGACCGGUACGGUAACGGACCUCCAUCCGACGCGGCGGAGAGACUCGUCUUCCUGAUCGACAAAGUGACGGCGUUCACCCAGGAUGCCAUCAGUCUGACCACAGGGGAGGAGCUGAAGUGCGGGGAGAGACUCAACGUCUUCACUGUGCUCAGGAGAGAGUUUGGGAAGUGGAAGGCGCACCUGGACAACUCAGGGGAAAAUUUUAACAGAAAAAUUGAAAGAGAGGUGGAGGAAUAUGAGGAGCGGUACCGUGGAAGAGAGCUACCAGGCUUCAUCAACUACAAGACCUUCGAGGUGAUGGUGAAGGAGCAGAUCAGACAGCUGGAAGAACCAGCCAUCAGGAAGCUGAAGGAUGUCGGAGAUGCUAUCAAGAAAACCUUCACGCAGCUGGCCCAAACCAGCUUCACAGGAUUCCCCAAUCUUUUGAAAACAACCAAGGCAAAGAUUGAGGCCAUUAAGCAGCUAAAGGAAUCCUCUGCUGAACUGAUGUUGAGGACCCAGUUUCAGAUGGAGCUGCUGGUUUACUCCCAGGAUAAGACCUACAGUAACAGUCUGAGUGAGAGCAAGAGUGAAGAGGAGGAAGAGAACUACCCCAUCAAAACCAAACUACCCACCCUUUCAUCAAGGAGCACGGUGUUCUGCAUGGACAAUCACGCAACACUUCAAGAGCUGAUGGUGCAUCUAAAAUCAUACUACAAAAUUGCCGGAAUGCGUCUGGCCGACCAGGUCCCCCUGGUGAUCCGCUACGAGAUGCUGCAACAGUCUGCCAUCCAGCUACAGAGGGAAAUGCUGCAGAUGCUUCAGGACAAGGAAAAUGUGGACUUCCUACUGAAGGAGGACUACGAUAUCGGCAACAAGAGGGAUGCAUUGCAGAGUCGCACGAAGCGCCUCAUGGAGGCCCGCAGAUACCUGGCGGAGUUCUAGGAGGAGCAGCACAAUCCAGGAGGAUCUUUAGCUGUAAUUUUCUUCACUGCAAGUUUUGCAGUGCAUAGUACUGAAGAACCUAAAUCUGUUUAUGAAGUGGUUUGCUAAAUAUGUUCCAAAAUAACCAGAAGGCAUUACAAAUGUUUAUUUUUUUCUAGUAUACAUUUUCUUAACAGAAUUCUGUCUUAAGAAUAAAUUUAAAGAAAGCUUUGAACAAUUUAAA
Messenger RNA from Poeciliopsis prolifica (blackstripe livebearer), 2220 nucleotides. Its product is annotated as interferon-induced GTP-binding protein Mx-like. The transcript is spliced from 12 exons. The coding region runs from base 114 to 1997 and encodes 627 amino acids. NCBI's taxonomy places the organism in Eukaryota, Metazoa, Chordata, Actinopteri, Cyprinodontiformes, Poeciliidae. The record is from RefSeq and is a predicted model, not a curated record. Gene Ontology annotation, molecular function: GTP binding; GTPase activity; microtubule binding. Gene Ontology annotation, cellular component: membrane; cytoplasm; microtubule. Gene Ontology annotation, biological process: defense response to virus.